Molecule: messenger RNA, 348 nt
Organism: Fusarium poae
Lineage: Eukaryota; Fungi; Ascomycota; Sordariomycetes; Hypocreales; Nectriaceae
Exons: 1
Coding region: 1-348 (115 amino acids)
Source: RefSeq, a predicted model, not a curated record
AUGACUCUUCAUUCCGCCAAUUCUUAUUCUAUUCCUUAUCAAUAUACACUCCAUCGACUGCAAGAACCGUCAUCAACCAAGACACUGCUGCACUCUCACAAUCAAACAUCCUCACCACACACACGAAGGAUAGGAGUUACUUCUACAUCUACCGUCAAAAUGACACAACUACCACUCAAAGACGCCGUGGUCGACUAUUGCGGAGACAUGGCCGCAGACCAGGGGCAGCCCGAUCAACGCAUUGUCAACCUCAUCCGCAAGGGUAUUAGAAAGGUAUGCAAAAGGCACAAGAUUCGCGGCAAGAACGCCAGGAUGAAGAAGCUAAUGAAAGCGGCGAUGAGAUGGUGA